Messenger RNA from Meyerozyma guilliermondii ATCC 6260, 630 nucleotides. RefSeq lists its product as uncharacterized. The transcript has a single exon. NCBI's taxonomy places the organism in Eukaryota, Fungi, Ascomycota, Pichiomycetes, Serinales, Debaryomycetaceae. Bases 1 to 630 code for a protein of 209 amino acids. Gene Ontology annotation, biological process: cristae formation. The record is from RefSeq and is a predicted model, not a curated record. Gene Ontology annotation, cellular component: MICOS complex; mitochondrial crista junction.
AUGGCACGAUCAUUUUAUGAAAACGACGAGCGAAUUGUAACGAAACCAGGCUACAAUGCCGAGAUCAACGAACAGUUGAAGGAGCAAGAAGGAUCACACGGAAUUGUAGGCUUCGUCAAUGGAAUGGAAGUGCGGACUUUCCCUAUAUUGGAGAAGUAUGCCCAUAAAGCCAGAGUUGUUUUGCACGACAAUUUGUCAUACUACGGAGCAGAAUUAUCUACUCAGUUUUCCUCAGUUUCCAAUGAACUCAGGAAUCUCUCAGAUGAAGUCAAAUCCGUAAUAAAAGAGCCGGUAUUACCAGCGGGUAUUUUUGUGUUGACUUCAGCAUUGACCGGUUCCAUUCUCGUCAAUAGACGAAUGCUCCCCAUAAGGUUCUUCACCCCAAUUGUGUUUGGAGGUGUGGCUUACAAGUAUUUUAUGCCACAUUCAUAUAUUGCAACCGCUGAUAAGAUAACUGCUUAUGAACAACUGCAUUUCCCCCAGUUGUAUGAAAAACACAUUGAGCUCACAAAUAAGGUACAAAGUGAACGUAAGAAUAUUAACGGUCAGACUGAGGAAGCCAAAGUACAGUUGCAAAACUCCAUCCAUAACAUGCGUGAGUUUCUCAUCAACUUCUUCUCCGAAAAGUAA